This is a messenger RNA of Talaromyces rugulosus, 1215 nucleotides long. RefSeq lists its product as uncharacterized. The transcript is spliced from 2 exons. Lineage: Eukaryota; Fungi; Ascomycota; Eurotiomycetes; Eurotiales; Trichocomaceae. Gene Ontology annotation, molecular function: ATP binding; diphosphomevalonate decarboxylase activity. The record is from RefSeq and is a predicted model, not a curated record. Gene Ontology annotation, biological process: isoprenoid biosynthetic process; isopentenyl diphosphate biosynthetic process, mevalonate pathway. Gene Ontology annotation, cellular component: cytosol. Bases 1 to 1215 code for a protein of 404 amino acids.
AUGGCUGACACCACUGUCUUUCGCGCCUCUACCACGGCCCCUGUCAAUAUUGCUGUUAUCAAGUACUGGGGCAAACGUGACGCAACUCUGAAUCUGCCUACAAACUCCUCUCUUUCCGUCACCCUCUCGCAGCGCUCUCUACGCACUGUGACCACCGCAUCAUGCUCGGCCGUCUACCCCGCCUCAGAAGGUGAUACUCUCACAUUGAAUGGCAAGCCUCAGGAUAUCAACGCCUCCAAGCGGACCCUGGCUUGCUUGGUCAGCCUGCGCUCUCUUCGUAAAGAAGUCGAGUCGGCCAAUGCUUCGCUACCCAAGCUAUCGUCAUACCCGCUCCGUGUUGUGUCCGAGAACAACUUUCCCACAGCCGCGGGGUUGGCCAGCUCUGCUGCCGGAUUCGCAGCCCUUGUUCGGGCCAUUGCAAACCUGUACCAGCUCCCACAGUCUGCUACAGAGCUCAGCCGUAUUGCCAGACAGGGAUCGGGCUCUGCCUGCCGCUCGCUUCAGGGGGGGUUUGUCGCCUGGAGAUCCGGCACCAAGGUGGAUGGAAGCGACAGUCUCGCUGAGGAGGUCGUUCCGGCCUCUCACUGGCCAGAGAUGAGAGCUCUCAUUCUGGUUGUGAGUGCGGAGAAGAAGGAUGUGCCCAGCACAGAAGGCAUGCAGACGACCGUUGCCACGUCACCCUUGUUCGCAACUCGCGCGGAGAGCAUCGUCCCCGGCCGCAUGACGGCCAUUGAAGACGCAAUCCACAAGCGAGACUUCCCCGCCUUUGCCGAUUUGACCAUGCGGGAUUCGAAUAACUUCCAUGCAUGCUGUUUGGACUCGGAGCCACCUAUCUUUUACCUGAACGAUGUCUCGCGCGCUGCCAUUCGCCUGGUCAACGACAUCAACCGCGUGGCUGGCAAGAUUGUGGCUGCCUACACCUUUGACGCCGGCCCGAACGCCGUCAUCUACUAUUUGGACGAAGUCUCCGAAGUCGUUGCCGGAACCUUCAAGGCUAUUUUGGGUGGUCUUGACGGCUGGGACGGCCCCUUCGGUGACAGGCUCAAGUCUGUUUCGGCUGGCGUCGACUUGCAGAAACUCGACUCGAGGGCUAUCGAGUCUCUGAAGAAUGGCCUCAGUCGCGUUAUCCUUACCGGUGUGGGUGAGGGCCCAAUUGAAGUCGACACCCAUCUCGUCAGUGAGACUGGAGCGAUUUUGAGCAGUGAUGAACAAUAA